Bolinopsis microptera is the source of this 1158-nucleotide messenger RNA. RefSeq lists its product as uncharacterized. Lineage: Eukaryota; Metazoa; Ctenophora; Tentaculata; Lobata; Bolinopsidae. Bases 1 to 1158 code for a protein of 385 amino acids. The transcript has a single exon. The record is from RefSeq and is a predicted model, not a curated record.
AUGUCUCAUAUUCGUGAUGCUGCCAAUGUUUCCAUCGGCCCAAAACCUAAAGCUCGCUUGAAACAUCACAGCAGUGAUGACACUCUCAAAGAGCUUGUUGAAAAGCGUCACGAUCUCCGACAGCUACUUAACAAUAAUCAAUCUCUUGAUCGAACUACAUUGAGGUCAUCCAUCAACCACCUCACUAAUAGUAUCCAGAAAAGAUUAGUUGAAGUGAGGUCUGCUCAAGCUGAUCAGACCUAUAGUGAUAUUACUAACACAAACGAUUCUAGGAAAAUGUUUGAAGCAGUAAGACAUCUUCAGAAAAGUAAACCACCUAAUAACUCGAUUGGUGUUCAUGAUGAAAAUGGCUGUUUGAUUGCAUCUGACGACAUGAAAGCUUCUGUUGUUAAAGACUAUCUCGAAAAACAGCUGACUCGCAAUGAGCAACCUCUCGAGCCUUUUGAGGGUCUACCACGUGCUCUCAAUGUCCCUUUUACUGGAAUUGAAAUACAUGCAGCCACCUCUAGCUUGAAAAAUGGGAGGGCAAAUGGUCCCGAUGGAAUACCCAACGAGCUAAUUAAGUACUCUAAUAGUACAGUCCAUGAACAUUAUGCUGGAAUCAUAAACAGUUGUUUCGAGACACAUACUUUCCCCAUUUCCAUUGGAGAGGCUACUAUAACACCCUUACAAAAGCCAAAAAAACCUAUUGGUCCUCUGAAGAAUUUACGUCCACUCACCUUGUCCAAUGCAGCCAGAAAAAUUCUGUCUAUGGCUACUCUUAAAAGGAUAGAAGAAAAAGUGAACGCUUUCACUGGUCCAUGGCAGUGUGCAUAUAAACGCGCUCGUUCUUGUGCUGAUAUUGGCAUGCUGUUCAAAAACAACCCCCGACAUGGAAUAAAAUCUACUGUACCAGCACUGAACAACAAAUCACAGCGUUCUGUGGCAACUCACUAUGAAAACUCGUUUGGAGUGAAAGCGGCACAGCUGUGGAAUCUUCUCCCCAAAGAAAUUAAUUCCAUCUCUACUUUGGACCUGUUAAAAUCGUCACUGGCUAAAUUCCUUAAAGAAUUCCCCGACACACCUCCGACUAAAGGAUACACCGCUACUAACAACAACUCACUCUUGGAAUGGUACUUACAAAAAGACCCCUGUGGAGUGAUAGGAGGACGUACUUGA